Molecule: messenger RNA, 2203 nt
Organism: Passer domesticus (house sparrow)
Lineage: Eukaryota; Metazoa; Chordata; Aves; Passeriformes; Passeridae
Exons: 3
Coding region: 516-1715 (399 amino acids)
Source: RefSeq, a predicted model, not a curated record
GCACAGUCCCAGAGCUCUGGUGCCUUUGGGGAAGUUUUUCACGGUGUAAGAGCUUGAGCUGCUGCUCUUGGGAAUGGCCCUGGAGCAAAGGAAUCCCUGGGCUUUCCUCCCCUGCCAGUCUGUGCCCCCAUUGCAGCACGGGUCCUUCCUCUGGGGUCUCAGGCUCUUCACUGGCUCCUGCAGAGCCACCCAAGCCUGCUCAUCUGGAGCUGUGGGAACCUCUCCGACAGCAAAGCCAUUCCCCAGGGAUGUUUCCCUCCCAUGCAAACAGAGCCCCAGGAGACACCUGGAAAGAGCCAGCUCUCUGCUCUGCUCCGAGGGGAUAAUGGCAUGGAUUGAAGGGCUCUGCUGCUCCCCACAACACAUCCCCCACUCUGCUCUUGGGAUGCCUAAACUUAGAGAUGAGCUCCUGCUGCUCGGGGUAACCUCUGAGCCUGUGUCUGUGCCCAGCUGCUGAUCUGCUCUCUUGGUGUUCUACAGUUCACUCAACUGUGCUGCAGACACGGGGAGAAGUAAUGGACAUGGAGCAACGCAGAGAGCUGAACACCAGCCCUGUGUUGAUCCUCAAGCCCAUGGAACCUUCACUGGGAGAUCAUGGAACUGUCACGCUUGUGGUUGCCCUGACCCAGAGCGCUGAGGGUGGUGUCAGCAGCCUGGAUAGCUCCAGAAGAAAUUCAUAUCCCCCUCAGCAUCUCUUGGGGCAGAAAGGUAAAACAGGUGCUGGUGACCUGAGGGCCAAGGCCAAGAAGAAGCUGCACAAGGCAGAAAGCAUCAAGGCUGCAAGAAUCACUGUCCCACACCAGCCCCAGCCUGCCAGGCUGAAGCAUGUGGUGGAAAAGACACCCUCAAGCUGGCAUCAAGAGAAGAUGGAGUCACGUUUAUACUGGCAAGGAUUAAAGCCCUCAGCUGUAGCUGGUGGAUUAAAACAUGCUGACGAUCCCUCCAUCUCUGGACAACACAGAGAUGAGGAGGAAGAUCCAACUGCCAGGAAGUACCACGUCAGGACACACAAACGGCACAAGAAGAAGGACAGGCAGUAUUGGGUUGGACGUAAUCCGCUUUUCUACCAGGUGCUGAGCCCUGUGAAAGUGGAGCGAAGGUCCAGAUCUGCCCAGGGUCUAAACAGGGACGUGGAUUUUCUCUCUGACCCGUUGGUUCAGAGCCACCCCGCUGUGAGCAGCAGACGAGGAGCCACGGCUGAAGAGAAGCAUUCCUCCAUCGGCGGCCACCUCCUGCUCAUGCCUGACACCAGAGAGGAGGAAGACUCCAUGCUCCUCCAUAAACCUGUGAGACCCCGAAGUGCGGACCUUGCGCCAGUACUAAAAGACCUGGAAACCAAUGCUGAUCAUCACCAGCAGUUGAUGGAGGCACACAAAGGCCUGAAGACAUUCAUGGCCCACGUGGAGAGAGCUCUGAGGAGGGACUGCAGCCUGCCCCAGCUCAAGCAGGCGUGUGCCAAGAUGGUCAAAAAGACCAGGCUGCUUCUAAAGGUGCUCCAAGGGAGGCAAGAGAACCAGGAAGCCUAUGAUCCAAUAGAGCAGUGUCGUCAACAAGAGAACAUGAUCAUUCACAUGGCCUUGGGGAAGGACAAGGGGCUCACAGGGAAGAAGCGCUCCCGACAGAGUGAACUUGACUCCCAGCCUGGCCACCCCAGGAAAUUUUUUGUGGCUGAGAAGGUUCUGUGCAAAACUGCCACAGAGAGGGAGGAAGGAUAACAAGGAGGCACAGAAUGUAGAGCAGCCUUUGCUCUACAGGGCAGAGAGCUCCUCCGAGUGUUGCCCCUGUUCCCAGGCUGUUCAUGGAGCAUCCCAGUGCUGUUCCCUGUUCAGCAAGUCUGAAUUGCCAUGGAUUCAACGCAUCAGGGAUGCCUAUGAAUCCCAGAGAUAAGCAUCCCGGGAAGAGGCAUAGUGUGAAGAACAAAGGUAGAAGACUUUCAAGACGUUAAUGGGAUGCCACAAUUGUUCACCUCCCAUUUAGCUGAGGCCCUCCUUGGAUGCUGCUUUGUUUGCUGUUUUUAUUUCUUUAGAUGCUUUUUCCUUGACUGUUAUUUCUUGCUGUCACUGCUGAGGGAAGGCCAGAGGGUGCUGCAGGCAAGCACAAGCUCUGGGACACCCAGAGAAGGCAUCAGUAUCUCAGGGUUUUCCUCAUCCCUUGUCACAAUGUUUUCCCCUGCAUUCAAUAAAAAACAAGUUGGUUCUCGUUC